AUGUCGUCCGUCUUCUCUGGCCGCAUCGCGCUCCGCCUCCACGACAACGUCGAGAGGUUCUGGGGUCAGAUCAAGACCCCGAAUCCGGAGGACGACCCGUGCUCCAAGAGAAACCGUGCGGCCGCCCUCUCCGAAGCAGCGUACGAAUACUUCCGCAGCGACGCCCACGAACGCGCCGUUUUUUGGACAGACGCGUCUAUGAGACGCACCAACGACUUCAGCACCAAGCCCGAGGGUGGUGCCGAGGGCGAUCACGCCGCAGCGGCCGUAGUCUGGCGCCGACCCUUGCCCGAUGGUGGUUGGGAAUGGGCGGACGAGGUUCAAGUUUACCGGUGCGAGUGCUGCCCAGAGCCUGACUGCUGGAGUCACCCCUGCACCAUCAGACGCGCCGAGAUGAAGGCCGUCCUCAUGGCCCUGAAGCGUGGAUACGCCUCGGUCCGCGCACACCAGCACGAACGUGUCGUCGCCAUCUACACAGACAAUCUCCGUGUCGUCGACACCAUCCGCGCCUACCGCAGGAGCCAGGCGAGACCUCCUGGCCCUCAUAACUGGAGCAGAGACCUUUUGCGGGAGAUAGUCCGCGUCACGAACGACAUCCGUUCCCAGGGUGUUGAGGUUGAGCUCCAGUGGAUUCCACGAGGCCAGAUCCAAGGCAACAAGAUCGCCGACUUCCUCGCCAGGAAUGCCGCUGGCAUGUGGCCGCCGCACUUUGAACUUCAGUGGAACGACGAGGACGAAGAGCAGGUUGAUCGCUUGAGGAUCUGGCACAUCCUCAACAAGCGGGAUCGCGAACGCGCGGUGCACCGUCCGUGGAUGCUGUGUAAGUCUAAUUUCCGCAACUCAAAACAUUUGGCGUAG
Messenger RNA from Lasiodiplodia theobromae, 858 nucleotides. RefSeq lists its product as uncharacterized. NCBI's taxonomy places the organism in Eukaryota, Fungi, Ascomycota, Dothideomycetes, Botryosphaeriales, Botryosphaeriaceae. The coding region runs from base 1 to 858 and encodes 285 amino acids. The transcript has a single exon. The record is from RefSeq and is a predicted model, not a curated record. Gene Ontology annotation, molecular function: RNA-DNA hybrid ribonuclease activity; nucleic acid binding.